AUGCCGCCACCGCAUUCAGCUAAAGAUUUCGAAGCAAUGGCGAAAGCCCGUGCUAAAGCCCUUCGAGAGCACAUAUUCGCUCUACCAACCGAACAGCUUCAGGGAAAGCCGUUGGCCGUUGCCCAAGAGAUCGAAAAGUUUGCCGAUUCGCAGAGACUCCCCAUGAUUUUUCGUGAAGAAAAGAUGAGAAUCGCACGCCAGGUCCUUCGCAAUCAAGAUCCGAAGCCGAAAGUGUUGGUCGAGUUCGGCACAUUCGUUGGCUGCUCAGCUAUUGGAUGGGGCCAAUUAUUGAGAGAAUCGAACGAGGAGACAGCAGGCGCCCAUGUUCACGUGUACGGCUUUGAGCUGGAUCCUGAAUUAGCACAAGUUGCUAGAGAUCUCAUCAAAUUGGCUGGACUCGACGAUGUAGUCACCGUCAUUGAUGGUCCUGGUGCCGAAUCAUUACGGAAAUUGGUAGCGGAAGGGGCAGUGAAAGUUGGCGGCGUGGAUGCAGUUUUCAUCGACCACUGGGAAAAGCUCUAUGUACCAGAUCUUCAAGUCUGUGAGGAGCUGCAGGUAUUCCACAAGGGCUCUGUUAUCAUGGCGGAUAACACCGAUUUCCCCGGUGCUCCAGAUUAUCUGCAGUAUGUCAAGGGUGGUGGUAGUGGUCAGCCGGGUGCAGUACGGUAUGAAAGCAAAUCGUUCGAAACAGAUUCAAACGUGUCAGGCCGUCCAAAAGUUGUAGAGGUUACUAGUGUCAUCCACGUAUGA
This is a messenger RNA of Truncatella angustata, 750 nucleotides long. RefSeq names its product S-adenosyl-L-methionine-dependent methyltransferase. Gene Ontology annotation, molecular function: O-methyltransferase activity. The transcript has 3 exons. The coding region runs from base 1 to 750 and encodes 249 amino acids. NCBI's taxonomy places the organism in Eukaryota, Fungi, Ascomycota, Sordariomycetes, Amphisphaeriales, Sporocadaceae. The record is from RefSeq and is a predicted model, not a curated record.